Molecule: messenger RNA, 1980 nt
Organism: Mycotypha africana
Lineage: Eukaryota; Fungi; Mucoromycota; Mucoromycetes; Mucorales; Mycotyphaceae
Product: velvet factor-domain-containing protein
Exons: 11
Coding region: 1-1980 (659 amino acids)
Source: RefSeq, a predicted model, not a curated record
AUGGACUCCAAACCGUCGAACACACGAUAUGAAAAGCUAAACGGAGCAACCUCAACAGGAGGAGGUCUUAACGGAUUUUUUGACCAGUUAUUCAGUUUCAACAAAACGAGCAAUGGCUCGAUAUUACCAUCACAGUAUAACCAAACACAACAAAGAUCAAGGUUCGCUGUAACAAAUCAUCGAUGGUUCAGACUCUCAUUACUUGCAUAUAUUCUAUUCUCAUUGGUUUUGACAACAGCACACAUGUCAUCUUGGUUAUCCACGUUACGUAUACGAGUAGGCGAUUCUUUAGUCUACGGACGUACAUAUGAUACAGAUCAACCUUAUUCUUUAAUUACGAAUAUGUCUCACGGAUUAAAGAUGUCAAAGUUCUUUGCACAAGGCCACUACGACACUUUAAAAAAUACUCAGCCUUACUGGCAAAAAGCGAGUCAAGACUUUGCAUCAUCAGACGUCACUUUAAUUACUACUACUACACCAAAUACAUGGAAGGACUUUGUUGAUUUAAGUAAACAAUGGAAGGGUCCUAUUUCUGUCACUUUACAUGUUGCUGAAUCUGAAAAGGACAAGGUUCUCUCCAACAUUCAAACCGAAUACAAGACCAAACCGGAACUCUAUAAGAACGUUGAUAUUCAUGUUCUACAAGCGAAAGAGAAGGCACCCUCUAUUAAGGUCCCUGUUAACGUAGAACGCAAUUUGGCACGACUUUUUGCCAGAACCGACUAUGUUGCUGAUAUCCCUUUAAAUAUUAUGCUUGCCAGUCCUCUUCAUCAAAACUUAUUCAACAACAAUGAAAAGGUCAAGAAUGGCUUUACUGCAAUUUUGGAUCGUGGUGAUAUGCUUGUGGUCCCAACGUUCCAAUAUACCAAUGCCAAUGCUAGCAGUAAAUUCGCUUUACCACAAACGAAGAAAGAUUUGCUUCGUCUGGUCGAAAAACAAAAGGUUUUGGGAUUAUUCGAUAAGCAUUUCCAAUUGAAUGAAGGCCCUACUGAUUUUGAGCAAUGGAAGAAAGCUGAGAGUGUUUAUCCCAUCAGGGAAUAUGGCAUGGAUUACGAGCCUAUUAUAAUUCAAAGCAAGACCAUUCAACCUUGGUGUUCUGAAAGAUUCAUUGAUAACAGAGCCGCCUGCUUACUGCAAAAUUAUUUGGCUGGUUAUCAAUUUUUCGUUUUACCUGAUGAUUAUGUCAUUCAAAAGCCUCACCAAGAACAAAAUGGUCCUUCAGAAUUAGAUACUGUGAUUGAAAAGAGAUUGUACGCCAAGUUCUAUUGGGAACAAUGUGUUUACCUAGCUAGACAGUUAGAAUCUUUAGGCUUAUGGAAUACCGAAAGAGGCGAUCAUAUCAGAGAGCAAUGCUCUCGAAUCAUUGAAAAUUGGGACACUCGCUACAAUCAAUACAAAGAGAACGGCAACAAUAAGCAGCCGAGCGAUAAUUUGUUCAAGUCGAUUGGCUACGAUGAACGUGAAAAGAGAACUUAUGAACUUGUCGUAUGUCAGCAACCACUUCAUGCACGUAUGUGUGGUUUCGGUGAAAAAGAUAGAAGGCCUAUUGACCCACCGCCUAUUGUUCAGUUAAUUGUACGCCAAGAAGGAUCAGAAAUACCAGUGGAUGUUCAGACACUUCAAAUACCUUUCUUUGUGCUUCAUGUGACCCUUUGGUCGGAUGAUUGUCGAGAAGAACGUAAUAUCAUAUCGAACCCACCAAAAUGCACGAGAGUGCUAAUGGGCUCACUAGUGAGUUCACCAAGCCUAUUGAAAAAUCCGGAAGGAGAACAAGGACUUUAUUUCGCUUUUCCUGAUCUAAGCAUUCGCACAGAAGGCCGCUAUACUUUGAGAUUCAGUUUGAUGAAAUUGUUCAAUUCUGAUUUCCAAGAGAAUGCAAAGUCAAAAAUAAUUGCGCAAGUCUUUUCCGAUCCAUUUACAGUCUAUUCAGCAAAGAAGAAUCAACAGAGUUAUCAAAAGCCUUUGCCAAGCAAGGCCUAA